Asparagus officinalis (garden asparagus) is the source of this 2788-nucleotide messenger RNA. RefSeq lists its product as uncharacterized. Lineage: Eukaryota; Viridiplantae; Streptophyta; Magnoliopsida; Asparagales; Asparagaceae. The record is from RefSeq and is a predicted model, not a curated record. The transcript has 4 exons. The coding region runs from base 770 to 2788 and encodes 672 amino acids.
UCACAAACCCCUUAUUUUCUUGCAAAGAUCAUGUCUUUAUGCUUGUGAUAGAUAAGGGUUUAUGGAUGAAAUAAGCACUUGGGGGGUUUUAUUGCAAAAACCGAAACUAUAGGGGCUUAUUUGCAAAACUCGUGGGUUUGAAAUUUUUUGGGGGCUUUUAUGCAAACAUGAACUGAAAUUUGGGAGGCUUGGGUUCAUGUUUGUUUCCUCAAGAAAUGGGGGUGUUUUGUGCAAGAGGAUUAAAGGGUUAUUUGAGGGGUUUAUUUGCAAAACAGCCCCUAAAUGUUUUUAGAGGGGUUUAUUUGCAAAAUGGCCACGAAUUUGGGGCUGAAGUACACAAAGCUUAAACCCUAGACCCCUGAUCGAAUUUUUGGUAAAAGCAUGUGGAUGCAAAACCCAAAAGUUCGUGGAGGGACUUUUAUGUAAAAUUGACCAAAUUCUGCAAAAGGGCUCAUUUGCAAAAUUUGAUCAAAAUUAUAGGGUACCGGGAUGUUAGAUGAUCAAGUAUGAUGACCAUGACCCGGGUCAUACGUGUCCUUGACCUGAAUUUGGCCUUGAGCACGAGGGGUAUUUCGGGUAUUUCACCAAAAUUUACUGCGAGACGACGAUUAUCGUUUCGCGUGCACGAAAUUCGUAGGUUUAAUUAGACUUUAACUACAAAAUCCUAUUUGUUAUUAGGAUUUCGAGUCCAAGUGCUUAAUUUCCCUUUUUCCGAUAUUUCGUGUAUAUAUAUCGUACCUGAUGUACUGCUCUUCAUUGCAGAUUCCCGAUGUCUCCCCGUCGGUCUCGACCUUCCGGGAGUCACCCUUGCUCGCAGCAUGGCAUGGAGGAGGCUCCUACGACAUCGUCUCCAGUGACCUCCUGCUUUGGGGUCGAUUUUCCCGGUGGUAGCUUUCCUGUUCAUGCGAACACCGGUUGUAGCCGUGAGGUCUUUUCGUCGACUUCUGCUAGGCGGGUGGUUGAUCCGUUCCCGCAGUUUGACAGGGAUCGUUCAGACGAGUCCUGUCGCCUGAUACGAGAUGGGGGGCGUCACUGUUUACGCCAGCUCAUUACUGACGCUCCUUUUACCGCGGAUGCUACGUCCACCCAGGCUUUGAAGAAGCCGGACUUCUUGUUCGGUGAUCAUGUGGAGGAUCCCGACACAUUGACUUUCUCAGAGGAGCAUUGGCUAAAUCUUGAAGAGAGUGCCCUUCUAUAUAUUCCUUCCGUUCCUCGUCAUUGUUCCUUUACUCAUCUGGAGGGACAAGGUGUGGAAAGACGGAUGUCUUGGGAACUCACUGAUGACGCUGUGCGGGUUCAGUGUGGGUAUGUUUCUCAUGGGAAGACCCCUGGUUCAGGCGGAUAUCAUCCUGUUCGUGGUCUACGACCCGGGAUCAUGGGCCUUGACGCCGCACCCCCAGACGAGAUGUUUACAGUUGCUUCUACAGUGAGGAACAGGUUGGCUCUCCUCGGGAGAAGGCUUCCUCACCCGGAGUUCCGAUGCUAUGGUUGGGCUUCUUCUUUACCCAAGGGGUGGUGGCCCCGUAUGACCGACUAUGUCUUGGGCCAUUGGGAGAAGAUUCUGAAGAGCAGUGGCCUGUAUGUGCCUAUACGGGCUACUAUGUAUGGACUCCCCGUCAGCUGCCGCCAUUUCUUGGCAUUGUUGGAGACGUACAUGCCUGAUAGCAACACCUUUCUGACCGGUGACGGAGAGUUGGGGUUAGCUCUCCAUGAGAUGCAUCAGGUUUCCGGUCUUCUGAUGGGAGAUUACCCCUAUCAGGAGUACUUUCCUUCGAACCAGCAGUUGUGGCGGUUGAAGCAUGAUGAUCCCGAUAUGUAUGCUACCCUCUGGGACCUCACCUGUCACUAUCAUACUGCCUUGAUCCAGAUUUCUCCUCCCGCGAAGACCAAGAGGAAGAUUAGCUUGAAGCAGUUCGCCACUUAUCUGUUCCAGAACUUGGAGGGUAGUUCCAGUGAUCCUGUUCGUGAGCGAGAUAUUUUGACUGUCACUGCCGUUAACGAGUUGGUGGAGAAGAGCGGGGCCCAAUCCUAUACCAUUGCCAGCGCUGAGGGAGCUUUCCCCGCGGGAACCAAGUUUCGUUCGUUCCUUUGCCGAGCGCAGAAGUCCAUCGAGCCUCGGUCUCUGUUGGCAGGCUAUCUUGCACUCUGGUUGAAGAAGUGCGUUGUUCCUUACCAGUCUUCGGAUGCCUUACCUCUUGAGGUGCUUUUUCCCGCGGUUCAGUUGGCUUAUGGGAAAGAGCUUUCUUUGCUCCCGGCGAUGGUUGCCAGCAUUCUUUGCGGGCUUAGGAGUGUGGUCCGUAGCUUUACUCAGGUGGGUCUUGAGCCAUCUACUGGGCUUAUCUGUCCUAAGGUUGAGCUUCCCUAUGCAUAUCUGAUGGCAUGGCUCGUUCUUCAUCGCCCUGACCUGAUGUCAGCGCCUAGUGCUGUUGAUGUUCCCGUCCCAUAUCUGCAGCUGUUGGAGAAGAGCAGAUGGCUCGGGAAGAAAUUUGAAGACGUUCACUGCAAGUGGCUCCUCUCUGCUUAUGAAUUCAUUGGCGUGAAGAGCCUUUCAGAGUUAGAGUCCGAUUACUUAAUGCGGGCCGCCAUGAUGGCUGCUCGUAAAGCUGAGAUUGCUCGGAAGCAGGGGAAGAGACGCGGUAAAUCUUCUCUCAAUGAUGAGGUCGAGACUCCUGAGGGGAGUAGAACCACUGGCGAUCACGAGCCACGUGCUUCUCAUUCUGCGAGCGCAGGGCUUGGAGAUCGAGUUGCUAAGUAUUAUGUACAAAGCCACACCAUUGUCGAUGUGUAG